Lucilia cuprina (Australian sheep blowfly) is the source of this 10136-nucleotide messenger RNA. RefSeq names its product putative transcription factor capicua (gene cic). Gene Ontology annotation, biological process: regulation of transcription by RNA polymerase II. Lineage: Eukaryota; Metazoa; Arthropoda; Insecta; Diptera; Calliphoridae. The record is from RefSeq and is a predicted model, not a curated record. Gene Ontology annotation, molecular function: RNA polymerase II transcription regulatory region sequence-specific DNA binding; DNA-binding transcription factor activity, RNA polymerase II-specific. The transcript has 21 exons. Gene Ontology annotation, cellular component: nucleus. The coding region runs from base 803 to 8068 and encodes 2421 amino acids.
UUGCCUGAUUUUCUUCACUUUGCGUUGAGCUGGUUCGUUGCGAGGACCGUCCUCGGAGUAUAGUUUUAUAUAGUAAUUUGUAAAAUAGUUUUGUAAGCUGUAAAAAAUUGAAAAAAUAUAAUGCAAAGUGAAAAAUUAUUAAAAAAAAAAAUUACAAAAAAUAUUGAAAUUUUAAACAGUGAACUUACAAAUUAAUAAAAAAUAUCUAAAUAUAUGAAAUAAACAAAGAAAAAACAGUUAUAACAAUGAGUUGUGUAUAAUAAAUAAGUGUAUAUAUACAAUUUUUCUAAAGGGCAAAAAAAGCUUAUCCGAAAAAAAAAUCCAAUUGAAAUCCUUUUGCUAAGAAAUUUUUUAGUAUGAGCCAACAACAAUAAUAGCAACAGCUGGCUGGUAUUGUAGAAAAAAAAACACCAACAAAAAUUUUAAAUCAUUUUGUACACAUUGACGGAAAGGAGGAAGGAGGAGAAGAUAAUCGAUUGCCGAAAUAUCUCACUUUUACUUCCUAUACUAAUGUUGCUGUAAAGUUGUUUUGACAUUUUUAACAAACGCGCUUAACAAUGUUUAUUGCAACAUAUUGUAUGUUGCAAUAUGACAAGCAACAAGUGCUGUUUAAAAUGCAACAUAUCUCAUAACACAAUAUAUUGACGGUUCUAAGGGGAUAAUCAGUAUUAUAUUUUAAUUUAUUAAUUUUGGAAGCAGCCAUUGAGAAAUACAAAAUUCAACAACAUAAACAAGGCUACACUGAAAUUGGGGAUACAGCACUAAAACAUUGCUGCUGAAGGCUGCUUUUACGCCCAACAAAAUGGUAACACCAUCAGUGGCGGCGGCAACAACAGCAGCAUCGUCAUCAACUUCAACAUCAACAACGGCAACAUUAGCAGCAGCAUCAACAACAUCAGCAAAUGAAAAUAACAGCAACAAUAUCAUAAAUCAACAGUUGCAGCAACAACAUCAAGAUGGCCUGCAACAAUUAUCGGCACCAGCUCAAGCAACAACAACCACUUCCUUUACAACAAGCGCCGCAAUACCUAGGCAACAUCCCAAGAAACGUAAAUUUGAUCCCUCAGAGUUGGAUGAAAGCAACAAUGAUAAUCCUAAACAACAACAACAACAGGAUCAAACAGGUUCAUCAACGGAGAUUAAAUAUUUGCCAUCAACAAGACAGAUCUCAACAUCAAUAUCAUCACCACCACCACCUCCUCCAUCUUCAUCAACUUUAUCAACGAAGACGACGGCGACGUUUACAACAACGACUUCAUCCAAUGGCAACGGCACAACAGCUGGAUCAACAAAUGGCAAUAAUCCUGCCACCAUUUAUACCAACAUACGCACAAGUUUCGAUUGUCCCUCGGACGCUGCCACAACCACAUCCAUUUCGAUGAACAGUAAUACAAGUAGUUGUAAUAAUAGCAACAACAAUAAUGAUAUCAGUAGCGGGUCUCUGAUUUCAGUUGCUGCCAAAGGCGCCACAUGCAUUGAAAUUCCUGAAAAACGUACAAUUAUAACGAGUUCACAUGCACACGGAGGAGUAGGAAAUAUUUCAUACAAUAUGAAUAGCAGCAAUGGCAACAAUAAUAAUCCAAGUAAUGUUGCUGGACAACGAUUUAAUUUUAUACAAAAUAAACAACAUCCACCACCACAACUACAACAAAAACAUUCAGUUAACUCACCUCCACAAAUGCAUCAACAACAACAUAUUUUGCAACAACAUCAUCAGCAUCAGACAUCAACAAUUGCUACAUCCAAUGAAGAGAUUGUACUUAAUCUACGAGAUUGGAAUAAUACCAGAGUGCUGGCUAAAUUGGGUAAUUACUAUGCUCCAGGCAUAACACGUCAAUCAACAACAACAUCAUCAUCCACCUCAUCUUCAUCGUCGUCAUCGUUAAAUGAUGUGCCACCAAAUUCAAUUAUAGUUGAAUUUGAUCCGCCAGAGAAUAGUACUCACCUUUAUACGGAUGUACUUAAUAGUGGGCGUUUUAAUGUGAUAUUGGACGCGAGUCCACCCGCAGCCGAUAUUUUGGAGGGUACACGAGCUUGUGUACGUACUUCAAUUGAGGGACGAAAUGGUUGUGUUUUUAUGGAAUGUACUGUGACGGAAGUUCAUGCAGCAACAAAACAAUUUACAGUAGAAAUUGCCACUGGGGAAGUUGGAACAGCAAUUCUCAAAACUGUUAAGCGAGCUGAUUUACGCUUGUUAUUGCCACCUUGGUGGGAUGAACUCAAUGAGGUAUCACCUACAAUAACUUUAACACCAGCAGGUCAAGUACCAGUAACUGGUAUAGCUAAAAAAGUGUUAAUUUCACCACAAUCUAGAAGAAAUUUUGGAAAUUCUCAGGUUCAGCCACUAGGACGGCUAAUGGGAAAUAAGACACCAACUGCUGUCAGUGGUCAAAUGCAUCAUCAGAGUCUGUACAGUGAACAACAGAAUCUUCAACUACAACAGCAGCCACAACAGAUGACCUAUGUCAGUAAUAAAAUACUAAAUAGCACAGUUUUGCAUCGUUCUCACACGAUUACUCAACAAAAGCCGGACGAUUAUUAUCGCACUAUAGCAACAUCACCAUUUCAAGGUACUGCAGCAGGAAAUAUUGUUAAUGGGGGUAAUAGUAACAAUAAUGGUACGACCACGUAUGUGAUACCCAAUGAGAAUGGCUGUGUUGAUUCCACAACAACAGCAGCGGGAGCUUGUAGUGACCAACAUAUAAUCGAGGGUAAUAUGCUGCAACAACAACAUCAUCAGCAACAGCAUCAUUUACUUCAACAUCAUCAGCAACAAACAGUUUGCAAUAAUGAACAAUCAAAUGAUACAAAAGUAACACCCUCAACAUCUGAUGCUGACAUGCUAAUGCAACAACAGCAACAACAACAGCUGCAGCAACAACAACAACAACAACAGCGACAACGUCAACAACAACAAAUGCAACAGCAUCGUCCAACCGGUUCAACAGGACCUUCAUAUGAUGACUCUUACGAUUCAGAUGAUGAACUUAAACGUGUCGACAUCGACGGUUUUGCAUCAUUGGGCGAUGCUGAUGCUGAAAAAUUUUCAGGCUGCAGUAAACGCAGCAGCAUGCAAUCACGCGGCAGUACAUCAUCCUUAGUCGAUCAGAGGCUAACACCACGAUCUCAUCCAGCUACACCACGAUCUCAAGCAAAUACACCACAUCGCUUUAAAAAGGGCGAUAUAGUCGAGUCCGAAUCAGGCGUACGUAAAAAAUUCAAUGGAAAACAGUGGCGUCGAUUAUGUUCACUGUGUUCGAAAGAAUCUCAGCGACGUGGUUAUUGCUCUCGUCACUUGAACCAAAAAGGCAGUUCGUUACGUUCUACCGGUCCAAGUCGUUUUCCAAGUGAUAUUAGCAGUCGUUCUAGUAGUAAGACACAAGUUGAUGAGGACACAUCUAGAGACUCGGAAACGUCACCAAAUUAUCGUACAACUGGUCGUUUUGAUCAAGAAGAAACAGAUGUGGCCAAUAUGUUGGUAUCUUUAAGCAGUUCCAGAUCGGGUACACCUUCAUAUUCCUCACCAGUAAAUCAUGGCACUUCACCCAUGAAUGCCAACAAUUCACCGGUGCCACAGGUAGUUGUAACCAAUCAUCAAAACUUCUUUACACCCAUCGGCAGAGGACCAGUUACGCCAACUGAUGCCCAUGCCAAUAAGCCAUGGAAAGCGACUCCUUCACCGGUGAUGUAUAACGUGCCUAGUUAUGUGCCUCAGGUUGUAUGUCCAGAGUCUGUACGGGCCCAUGGUUCGGGGGUAGUGAUUACUUCGACAGCACCAGUGCCACCACCACCACAACCAUCACAACAGUCACCUGUGUCAAUGGUAAUGCAUCCGAAAACGAUGCCGGCUAUUCCAGCUCAGCAGCCAAUCAUGUCACCGCAUUUGCCUGCACAGCAUCUUCAGCAGCAACCAUCUCAGUCACCAGGUCCGCCACCUCCUCCUGUAGUUGUGCCGUCAUCCAUAUCAACCGCUGCUGCUAUAACAUCAAUGGCUCAUGCCACAAGUGUCAUAAGGAUUUCGCCUGCCUCCUCAACAGCAACGACAGCGACAAACAUGACCAAUGCAGUAACAUUAGCAUCACAAUCAUUUCAUCCCGUUAUUGUGGAUGCCACACAAUUAAUGCCUCUACUGCCACAUCAACAACAGCAACAACAUCAGCAGCAGCAGACGCCGCAAUCCUCGCCGUCGUCGGCUGCAACUCAACAGACAGUUCAUCAGCAGAGUCUUCAGCAUACUUCUAUGAAUCAACUGCGACAUAAUCAUCAGCAUAAUGUGAAUACUGCUAUGGCGGCUUUAGGGGCUCAGUCUAAACCGCAGCAACAGCAGCAUCAAGCUUCCCAGCAGCAACAUUUGACGCAACCGCCACAACAACAGCAGACUCAACAAUUAAUAAAUGAAAAGACUAUUCCAAAAAACGGCGUUAACUCGGGGUCGAUUUUUCACUGGCACACGCUGCUGCCGCACAUUCAUCAAUCCCCCGUGAAAACUCAACAACAACAACAGGCUAACAAUUACACAAUCUCCAAUAUUGUUUUACCCACGCAAUCACCAUCCGAAGCAGCAGCAGCCUCUACACCACCACCGACGCCAGUGAAUAACAAUAAUAACAAUAAUCAUCUGUUAAUAACACAAUCAAUGUCUUCGCCAAAUAAUAAUCCCUUGGAUUGCACCCUAAAUGAUGCCGCAAAAGCCUCCUCGCAUCAAGUUAAUAAUAGUAGUAAUAAUAGUAAUCUUGAAGACAUUGAUGAUCAAUAUGACGAUGAUGUCUUCGAUCCCCCUUCCACGAACAAUGAAAAUCAGGCCAGUAAUUUGAGUCUUAAAAAUAAACAACAGCAACAGCGUUUCAUGAACAAUAACAAUAACGAUCAUGUCAUACGUAACAAUUAUAGGCCAACAAUUUAUAGUACAUCAGCAGCUGGAGAACAGACAACAAUUGGGGCUGCUGGAGGUGUUGGUCGUAGAUUGAAUGAAGUAUCAAAUGAUUUGGCUGAGGCGAACAGUUCGGCGGCCACUACUUCCAAAAGACGUUCGCAGUCCUUAAGUGCUUUACAACAGCAACAGGCUUUAGCCAAUGGCAACGGAUUGCCGGCAGUUGACAAUAGUUCUAAUUGCAAAGAACCCAUGAGUCCCAUGACAAAAAAUAAAAUUCGCCGCCCGAUGAAUGCAUUUAUGAUAUUUUCCAAAAAGCAUCGUAAAUUGGUACAUAAAAAGCAUCCCAAUCAAGACAAUCGAACUGUUAGUAAAAUAUUGGGUGAAUGGUGGUAUGCUUUGAAACCAGAGGAAAAGGCUCCAUACAAUGAAUUGGCUUCGUCUUAUAAAGAUGCUCAUUUUAAAUUGCACCCUGAAUGGAAAUGGUGUUCAAAGGAUCGACGCAAAUCUUCUAGUUCUGGUAAAGGUGGAAAUCAUGGUACCAAUCCUGCCACCUCAAAUGAAGCCAAACAACGUAAUGACUCAGUCGAUGGUUCUGAUUCCAUCGAUCAAGAAAACAGUCCUACAACACCGGGUCUUAUGGGUUUCGCUGCCAAUAAUAAUAAUAAUAAUGCUUCUGGUGGUAUUGGUGGCCUUGGCUCGAAUGGUAUACAAAAUGGUCAACAGGAUAUGCAAACUGACAUUAUACCUUUAACCAUUGCCACCUACAAUUCAUCCUGCUCCGAAUCAGAUCCCACGACCAUAAACAAUCACUUGAAUGGUCAGAAAUCUAUUAAAGAGGAACCAAUAAAACAUGAUAUUACAUCGGAAGAUGAACAAAUGGUAAUUGAUGAGGAUCCCGAUGAACAAAGUAACAGCAACAGUGGUGGUUUAUAUAAUAAUCAUCAUCAUCAAAAUUUACAAGUAAAAAAUACUACAGAAUCUGUAGAUCUACAAUGUCGCGAACGUGUUCCAGACUCCGAUCUAGAAGACGCUGGUCAUGAUUUCCGUAAAACCAUAGCCUCGGGUGCUCUUGGCAGUGAUAAGGAUGAACAACAACAAGUGGUGGGUACAACACCUCCAGCUACUUGUAAACCAACGCCUCUUAAGGCUUUACCUCCCACUUUGGAAAAUAGCAUAAUUAAUUAUAAACAAAUGUCAAUGCUAUCUUAUCCUAGUCCAAAGAAUCCAAUUGGUGUAACACCAUUCCAACCAACAGGUGGUGCUUUUAAGACUAUGCCUAUCAGUCCAAAGAGUACAAAACUCGAAGAACAACAGCAGCCACAACAAAUUAUUAUUAAACAAGAAGAUCUCAUGGAUGCCAAGUAUAUUAAACAGGAACCACCAUCACCAUAUAAACUAAAUGGUGGUGGCUGUGGUGGUUCUAGUAUUACAACCUCAUCAUCAUCCUCAUCCACUACAUCAUUGUCGUCAUCGUCAUCAUCCAAUUCGACAGCAUCAUCGGCUGUUAGUCAAAGUAGUAAUAUUUUUACAUUUAAUGUGCCAGCGGCAACUGCAUUAUCACAGCAAAAAUCCCAAUCACUUUUGCAUCCCCAGCUAAGAAGUCCUACUUCAACGGAAUCUAGAGGUUCUACAUCGGCUACAAUGGUAUCGUCAGCAUCAUCAACGUCCUCUUCUGUACCAUCGUCACCGGCUUCGGGUGUACAGCAACAACAGCCAAAACAAAUAUUGUUUGCUGUUAACAAUGUGAUGCCUCAUCAUCAGUAUGCCAUUCUACCGAUGCAACAUCAGCAACAACAAAUGCAAUAUAUAUUCAAAAAGCAAAAUGGACAAGCUGAGCUGGUUUCGACCUCAAAACAGAAUACAUUGGUUUUGCACAAUUACAAUACACAGGAACAACAAGUGCCAAUUUCUCCAUCACAACGUUCGUCAUUGCCUACAACGCCCAAAUCAGCAACAGAGCUUGGUUUCAAACGUACUACAGAAAUGGGCAGCGGUGGCGAGGAAACUCAAAAACAACUACAAGAAAACAAUGAUAUACAACAGCAGUUUGUAUUGGCACCAACACCGGCCCAACUUGGUCGUGCACCCUCUCAAAGACGUAAAAAUUUAUCCGUGGGUAGCAUGAGUGCGAUUAAGCAGGAGAAUAACAUUUCGCCAAAUAAUUAUACAACAGCAACUAUUUUGUCAAAUACCAACUCAGGUGGCCAAAUGAAAAACUUAAACUCUCCCAUAAUGGAGGGUUCAUCACCAAUAAUAGGACAUGUUUCAGCGGUGGCAUUAACAACGGCAUUACCAACACCUACCUCUUCGUCUACAACACCCAAUAGUGAUGAACAGUUGCCCUUAACACCGGCAUCUAGUAGUGGUUGUGGUACUGGUAAUAGUGGUAGCAGUGGUAGCUCUAAUAAUACUUCUACAAAUCCCAAAUCACCUAAAGCGGCAAAUAUGGGACCGAAGAAAAAACAACAACAAGAUGAAAAAUCCAGUGUUUUGGCUGACUUUGAAAAGAAAUAUGAAGCUUUGCCACAAUUCAAACCUAAAGAUUGUCAAUCACCCAGCGCUAUAGUAGUGCCAUCUUCACCACGUGUUUAUGGUACAAAUUAUCGAAAAAAGAAUGCCACAGCACCACCGCCAAUACAAAGAAUACAAAGUGAAGAUGAAUGCAAUGAUGACACUGCUUCUAUACCGACACCAACACAACGUUUCUUUGGACCAGAUUUUAAUAUAGACACACUAAGAGAAUUGGAAUCAUCUGAUCAAACUGGACGUUCUCCGCGAACACCGCAAACACCUCUACAAACACCCCGAUCUGAUGCUAGUGAAAAAGGUCAUCGAAAACUAUUGGAACAACGGCGUAACUUGGUUUUACAAUUAUUUGCUGAACAUGGUCUCUUCCCAUCGGCACCAGCAACAAUAGCUUUUCAGACUAAACACAUUGAUGUAUUUCCACGACGUCAGGAUUUACAGUUAAAAAUACGUGAAGUACGACAAAAACAAAUGAAUCAAUCGGGCUAUACACCCCAAUCGGCUGGCCCCAUGACACCCUCUGAAAAUAAUAAUCAAGCUUUAAAUAUAAACUCUUGUAACAACAAUAAUAACAGCAACAAUGGAAAUUCAACUGCUGCAGGCAUAACAACACAUCAACAACAUGUUGUAGAGCAACAACAACAACAACAUCAGUCACAACAAAGCUAACUUUAAGAUUAACUUAAGUAGAUUAAAUAAUGGUCUCCGUUAAAAUUAAAAAAAAAAAAACUAAAAUUGUAUUAAAAAAAAACGGUUAUAAAUUUUCACAAUUUUGACAAAAUAUCGCACAGAUACACAACUCUAGAUACGAUACAAAUGAAAAAGAAAAUGAUUUAAGAAAAACAUGCAUUAAAUGCAUGCAAAAAAUUCACAAGAUUACGAAUCUUUUACAUAACACAUAAAAACAAAAGAAAAACAUUAUAAAUAAUUAUAAUUAACAACAAUAAUAAUGUUUAAUAUAGUCUACAAAAAAAAAAGAAACAACAAAUAUUACAACACGAAAAACCAACAAACAAAAUAAUAUUAGAUUUUAAUUAUGAAAAUAUGAGUGUUUAAAGCUUGUACGAUGUUUGUUUUCUUUAUAUUAUUUUAUGUAACGCAAAACUUUUUUUUGAAUUAAAAAUAAGAAGAAAAUAUAUACAAAAUUGUAAAAUUACUAUAAGAAGUUUUUGUUUAAAAUAAAACAACAUCUUAUAAGCUUAAAUACGUACAUAUGCAUAAACAUAAAUAUUGAAAAAGUAACAAAAACAAAAUUACAAAAAAAUAUAUAUUUAUAUUACAAAUAUACACAUAGCUCCCCAUCCUAUAACCUUCUGUUCCCCUAAAGCCCUACUAACUAUUGUUCAAGUUCUGUAAAUUUAAGCAUAAAGAACAUACAACCACAACACAUUUAUAUAUAAAAAACAAAAUUGUAUUAAGAGUCAUUUUAGUGGGUAAAUUGAAAAUGAAAGCAAAAAAUUGAUUGUAUUUAUGUAAACUACUAUUUAAAUUUUAUAUAAUUAUUUUGCAAACAUAAAAAAGGAAAUUUUCUUUUUGGGCCUAUUUUUUUCUACCUAAAGAACCUAAAAUUUUUAUAAACAUUUUGCCAUACUUAACAAACUGUUUAAAUAAGAUUUUAGGUUUAAACUUUUUGAGUUGAAUUUUUAAUUUAAUAAAAAUAACAAUUGUCCAUCAAUCAAGGUUUAAUUACAUAAACGACAAUUGUUGUUUUUAAUUAUGUUUAUUUUGCUAAGUUUGUUAAUUUUUUUAUUUCCCUCAUUCCUUUUCACCCGCCCACUUAUUUCUUUAACUUUCUUUUUAUUUAUCUUUCUAACUAUGUAUCUAUUAAAUUAAAAAAAAAAAAUUAGCCUUAUAUGAAGUUAUAAACAUAUUUUUAAUUGUUUUAUGAAUUUUAUUGAAUUUUUCUAUAAAUUAGUUAUUAGGUUUUAAUAAUUUUUUUUUAUUAGUUUGUAAGAUGAUUUUAAUUUGUUUUUAUUUUAUCAAGAGUUUUUAACAAUUUGAUUAUAAAAUUUUGUCCCCUUGGGAAACUACGUUUCUAAAACGUUUUUAACUUUUUUUUUAACUAUUUUACCACAACAAAUGUUUUAAAAUGUUCAAAGUUUUUAAUCUGUUUUUAUUUUAUUUUUUAAAAAAUAAUAAAAUUGGCUUUUAAAUAGUGUUUUUAAAUACAUUCUUUCUAUUUAAAUUUAAAAACGCAUUUUUACUAGUUAAAAAUGUUUAUAAUGAAUGUAAAAUUUAAGCAAAAAAACAAACAAACAAACAAAAAAAUCCUAAACAAACUGUUGCAGUUUUAGUGGAAUAAAUUAUAAAUUCUUAACUUUUUUUUUUUAAACAAAAUGUGUUAAAAUGCUUUAAAUCAAGAAAAAUUGAUGUAAUUUUCUUUUUCAAUGUCUUCCACUUGUGCUGCAAUAUUUAAAAUAUAAUUUUUAAUUGUAUUAAUUGUUUGCUUUUAAAAUUAAGUUUAUUUUUUAUGCGCGAAAAAUUAUUAAGAUUUUUUUUCCAUUACAUUAUAGAAAUAUUAAUUUCAGUUGUAGUUUAACAAUUUAGAAAACCAUAGAUCAAUAUUAUUAUAUAAAAAAAAUUUAAAAAAAAUAUAUAUAUGAAAAAAAGCAAAGUGUGGUUAAAACAAAUUGUUAUAAUUUUUGUUAAAACAAUACAAGAUUUCUUUCAUUAAGUUUUGCACGUUCUUUGAAGACUUUUUAAAUAUACAUAUAAACUAUUAUUACAGCUUUUUAAA